Messenger RNA from Auanema sp. JU1783, 2805 nucleotides. The record is from the annotation of a GenBank genome assembly. NCBI's taxonomy places the organism in Eukaryota, Metazoa, Nematoda, Chromadorea, Rhabditida, Rhabditidae.
AUGGUGGAGAAUAGUAAAUCUGCGAUUGGUAAAAGAAAGAUUUUGUCCUCAUACAACUCUGAUGCGAAAACUCGCGGUCGAUCCGAAUUAGUAGGAGAGUUGAAUAAAGAUUUGGAAGGAUAUCGAAGAGCUAUUGAUCUUGAAUCUUCUGAUACAUCUGAUUCCUCCGAGGAUGAAGAUUUCGACUAUGAGAUCUUUGCAUAUGCUAAAGAACUAACGAUGAAAACAUACACCCCUAUAUAUAAAAAAUAUAUUGAUGACAAUGCGAAAUACUAUAGGUCUGAAUUUCAACAGCAUAUUCGCCAGUUCAUGCCUAGAAAAUACAGAACCUACAACAAUUUGUCAACUUCUGUAGAUCUGUUAGUUCCUCAUCGCUUAAAGAGAUUCGAUACUGUUUGUGUGCCAGAGUCACCUGAUAAUGAUAUGUUCCCUUGUCUUGUUCAAAUGUUUCCAUCCAGCACAAUGUGUCCUAGAAUGCGAUAUUACGUUCACGUCGAUAGGAAUAUUCAGACUGAUGAUACUUUAAGACUUUCUAAUUUUCCCCAAUUGGAGAGUAGCGAAGACGUUGAUAGAUUCCAUCAAGAACUCAGAAAAGCAUACCCAGAGGGAAUUCAUGGUGAACGAAGAGGAUGGGGAUUACUUAUCACAGAUGAGCUUCUCUACUUAUUGGUUCAAGAAGUUUUAAAACAAUGGACAACUACUAAUUAUCCUACUUCAUACAUCUUCAAAGCAAUUUACAAACUCUUCCCAACCAAGUUGAUAACGGGAGAGUUAGAGGACAGCUAUCCUACGUUAGUGAGGAGAUUUGAGAAAGAACCAAAUAUGAAAAAGAAUACUAAAAGUGUGAAAGAAGUAGAUCACUCAAUCAGCUCACUUUAUUGUGGUAAAUGUAAUCAGUUUUUUUGUGAACUACAUGCUUUGGAUGGAACUGAAAAAGUUGCCAUUAACAAAGAUUACAUGGCCAGCGACGAUGAAGAUGUAGAAGCUUGUGGUCCUGAAUGUUAUAUGACUGAACAGAAUGGUGAUGUUGAACAAAAUAUGGAAGACAAUGAUUGUGAACUAAAACUCGAUGCUCUAUUCAACGAAGAAGCAUCGCAAAAGUUACUGGAGCUUCUAUUGAAUUUGAAAAAAUUCUCAUCCUGCUGUUUAUCCAAAGUUUUAUCAAAAUACGAUUCUAAUCGAGAAUGGACUUGUCGAGAGAUCUUCGUUAUCAAUCAAGCGCUAGAGAGACAUAAAGCUUCUCUCUCACCUGAAGAGUCGAAGGAAAGGAAAAAAAUGAUGAAAGAUCUGCCAACUGGUCAUAAAUCCCUGGCUCGAAUGACUAAUGGAGAGAUAAAUAACAGUGCUAAGUUGAAACCUUGUGCUCAUGAAGGAGCAUGUACGGAUUGUGUUUGUUCUCAAGAAAACACACCUUGUACGAAAUUCUGUAAAUGCAGUGAGGACUGUAGAAAAAAGCUUCGGGGAUGUGUUUGCCUCCCAGGACAGUGUGGUACAAAUCUUUGUCCUUGUUAUCUUGCCAAGUGGGAAUGCGAUUCUGACAAUUGUAAAAAUUGUAUUUGCGGAAGUUCAAAGUUUACUCUACCUAGCCUUGAUCUCUACCCCACUCCUGAUCCGGAACUGAAUUAUUAUGGGGUUUCUGAUUCUGAAGAGGAUCAUAACUUUUUGGGAGCUUCAAAAAGGCAGAACUAUAAGAAGCAGUCGAGUGACCUAGAAUCACUGAUGAGUACAGAAUCUACAGGAACUCAUUCAGUUAGCACUAUAGGAAACUCUUCUGAGGCUGAUGAACGUUUUGGAAAUGUUUUCCCUCUGUCUAUCUGUAACAGAGAAAACAUGGAUGUGUAUAUUGAUGCGACAGAGGGAGUAGGGGGAGCUGCUCAGAAAUGCAGAGUGGGUGAUGACUUUCUUGACCUUAAUGCGCGAGAAAGUUCGCUGUCGUUAACGGAACAAGUUAUCGGCCCGAAGUCAGAAAAUCAGGAAAAGGCUGUUACCGGAACAAAGAUAACUUCAUACAACGAAGAUCAUAACGAUUGCUUGCCUAGCUUCUUCAGCUGUGAACUUACACAAGGUGUGGAAGGCUGGUUAAGCAGUUUGAGUGCACCUAAUAAGUUCGACAACAUCCAAGGAAAUAACAGAUCCAACAGCAUCAUUGAGAGAGCUUUACCAACGAAGGUGGAACAAACUGAUCUUCGAAGUUUAAAUAAAGAACAACAGACUGAUAUAAGAUUGAAAAGACGUAAACAGUAUCGUUUCUUGAGUAUUCAAGCUUACAAGAGACAGCAGGAAAAAGUUUUGGCGAGCGUGUUCGGAAGCGAAAUCUUGAAAAAAAGUGAAGUCGGAAGGCCUUAUGGAAAUGAACAAGAGGAAGAUCGUUGUAACAACUGUCGGAUACAGAAUGGCCAGUUCAAACGUCUUAAAGUUGGGGUGUCUUCUGUAGCUGGAUUUGGAUGCUUUCUCUGUGAGCCCGCAUCCAAAGGCGACUUGGUGGCUGAGUAUACCGGGGAAGUCAUUUCACGUUGGGAAGCCGAACGUAGAGGUCUGAUUUAUGAUGAAUUCAAAUGCAGUUUCAUAUUCGCUUUGAAUAAUGCACAAUCUGUAGAUGCGACAAGGAUGGGUAACACCAUAAGAUUUGCUAACCACUCAGAUAACGGAAACUGCUAUUCACAGAUAAUAGUGGUGAAUGGCGAACAUAGGAUUGGAAUAUUCGCUAAAAGAGACUUACCCAGUGGAGAAGAGAUAUUCUUCGACUAUCAGUAUAACAAGAAUUGCAAAGAGAAGUACGUUCCUAAGGAUUCGAAAGAUGUAUAG